UGUAACUGUCAAGAAAAUACGAUUGAGGAAUUAAACGGAGCAAUGACAAUUAAUGAUGUUGAAGUAAGAUUUGAAUAUGGAGGUGACAAUAUUGGUCAAGGGAAUUUUGGUCUGGUUAUACAUGCUUUUGAUUAUGAUAAUAAUAAAUGUUUUGCUCUAAAAAUAUCUGAAAUUGAUGAAAGAACUGAACAUGCAGUAAGAAGAGAAUGGGAAGUUUUAAAUUAUUUUAAUACAUUGGAAGAACAACAAGGAUUUGCAGCAAGAAAUCACAUUAUUAAAAUGCAUAGAAUGUAGGUAUAAAAAAUUUGGUAUA
This is a messenger RNA of Meloidogyne enterolobii, 313 nucleotides long. NCBI's taxonomy places the organism in Eukaryota, Metazoa, Nematoda, Chromadorea, Rhabditida, Meloidogynidae. The record is from the annotation of a GenBank genome assembly.